GAAAUAAUGUGACCAGCUUAAAACAAAUAGUGCUGAUGUUUGAUUUCGGUUUGUGAAUAACCGAUAAAUAUUAAAUUAAUUUUAGAUCCAAAAUAAACUAUUAAUGAAAUCUACUCACUACAUGAUAGGAAGUAAACAAUAAAUAAAAUCUACUCACUACUAAUCCACUCAAACAUUUAAAAAUUGCAUUAUGAGCUUCGAGGUGACUGUUAAUCUUACAAUAAAAUCGCUUUUAAAUAUUAGAAAUAUUCUGUUUAGACCUGGACACAAACUUUCUAAAUGCCUCAAAAUGAUGUUACAUGCCUAUAUAAGUAACUCCCAAUAGUUUAUUUUCGGUUAGUACCGGUUGUAGCACAUUACUAUUUAUAAGACUUAAAAAACCAGCAACACAUGAAAUGUCAUUUUAGUCUACGGGAUAAAAAAAAAUAGACUAUAGACUACUAUUCUUGAGAGAGAUGUAUGUAUGGACUUAUUUUACCAGACAAAAAUAAGCCAAAUAAACCUAUAUUUAAAGCAUCGAGGAAUGUGUUUGGCAAUGAUUCCGAGUCUGAUGAUGACUCUAAUAACAAGCCAGUAUUAUUGAGACCCAGUGACAACAUUAAUCGUCAGGCAAAGAUUACUCAAAGUAAAGCUAUAGAAGAGGAUCCUACAAUAUAUCAGUAUGAUGAAAUAUAUGAUUCAAUGACCAUCAAGAAGGAAGAGAAGAAACAGAAAGUAAAGGAACAUAAACAACCAAAGUAUAUUGAAAACUUGUUAAAAACUGCUCAUAAAAGGAAAUUGGAAAAUGAACGCAGGGUUGAAAGACAGAUUCAAAAAGAAAGAGAAAAAGAAGGUGAUGAGUUUAAGGACAAGGAGGUGUUUGUGACAUCAGCAUAUAAAAAGAAAUUGGAAGAUUUGCGUUUAGAGGAGGAGAAAGAAAAACGUGAAGAGUAUUUAGAAGAAAUCGGUGAUGUUACUAAGCAGAGUGAUUUAGGAGGAUUUUAUCGCCACUUAUAUGAGCAGAAAUUGGGUUCAGAUAAGGUUUUAGAUAUACCUGCGGAAACAAUGGACAGUCAUGCAGAUGAAACGUUUAAAAAUAAACGUAAAGUAAAAAAUGAAGAUACUGAAGAUGCAGCAAAAAAAAGGUCUUAUAGGAAAAGAAAGUUAUCUGCAGAAAGUGACGGAAAUCUGUCUGAGGGAGAAAUUGUGGAUUCUGAUGAUGAAAUUAACCGUGUGAAUCUUGCUGAUAUAAGGUUGUCUAAAAAACCUAAACCAAUUGAAGAUAAUAUAGAUGCAGACUCUGAUUUUUCAAUUGAUUCUUCAAGUGAAGAUGACGAAACAAACAAGACAAAAGCAAAAAAGACAAAGAAAAAUGUGGAGAAGAAUGAGAAUGACAAUGUCAGCAAUGAUGUGCCUGAAGAGAGGACGCCGCCGAACCAAGUAGAAGAGGUUAAAGAAACGUUAGUUGAGACAACAGCAGAGGUGGCUCCAGAGCCUAAACCCAAAAUAGACAUUUGGAAGAAAAGAACUGUGGGACAAGUGUUUGAGCAAGCUUUGAAAAGGUACUAUGAAAGAAAAGCCGCUAAGGGUUAAUUUAAAGAUAUUUAUUAUACUUAUAUUACUUACAUCUAGUAGAGUAGUAGAAAAUUGAUUUCCGGGUUCAUCUUCAUUUGUGUUAUACCACCACAUAAUGUGCUUUGCAGUGGACUGAAAAUAAAAAAAUAAACUAUAUAUUUAACAAUUCAUAA
This is a messenger RNA of Cydia pomonella (codling moth), 1727 nucleotides long. Its product is annotated as nuclear speckle splicing regulatory protein 1. Gene Ontology annotation, biological process: regulation of alternative mRNA splicing, via spliceosome. NCBI's taxonomy places the organism in Eukaryota, Metazoa, Arthropoda, Insecta, Lepidoptera, Tortricidae. The record is from RefSeq and is a predicted model, not a curated record. The transcript is spliced from 5 exons. Bases 460 to 1572 code for a protein of 370 amino acids.